Dunckerocampus dactyliophorus (ringed pipefish) is the source of this 2299-nucleotide messenger RNA. RefSeq lists its product as uncharacterized. The transcript is spliced from 7 exons. The coding region runs from base 226 to 1332 and encodes 368 amino acids. The record is from RefSeq and is a predicted model, not a curated record. Lineage: Eukaryota; Metazoa; Chordata; Actinopteri; Syngnathiformes; Syngnathidae.
AGAGCAUCUCAGCACUCAAAGCACUCGGCUGCCUUGUGAUGGCAUCACGUGGCGUUGCUGGAAAUGAUGCGGGACGAUGAAGCCUAUAAAAGGGACGUCACCGUCAGACACUCACUCUACUUCCGCCUGGAAGAGACCGACAUCUCCGUUCUUCACGACCGAUCAUCCAACCGUCCUUCCUUCUUCCAGCCCGUUUGGUUCUGAGACGACUCUUCAGCGGACAAGAUGAGAAUGAUCCUUCUGCUGGUGCAGCUGGCCACCUGCUGUGCCGUCGGCUCAGCUAUCAACUGCUAUCAAUGUAAACUUGAAGUAGACUACUUCAGCAGCUGGGACUGGACUCCAUGUUCCUCCAACCUCAACCCAUGUCCAGCAGGAGAUCAGUGCUCCGUCACCCAAGAGAAAGAUCAGAGUUCAGGCAAGGUCUCCUAUAAGAUGGAAUGCAAGGCUGAUUGUAAAGGUGAUGCUAACACUAAGUGCUGUAACACUGAUGGAUGCAACAAGUGGCUGGAUGUGGCUGAUGCACCAGCAUGGAAGAAGCUGGAGGUCAUCAAGGCAGGUUGCAGCAUCAGCCAGAAGGACCUGAAAGGCUGCGUGGAAGCCAUCUCCUCCAGCAAGACUCUCAAGUGCUAUCAAUGUGACCUUGGAGCAGACUACUUCAGCAGCUGGGACUGGACUACUAAAUGUAAACUCACCCCAUGUAAUGCAGGAGAGCAGUGCUUCAUCACCAAAGAUCAGAACCAGGUCUCCUAUAAGAUGGGAUGCAAGGCUCCUUGUACAGAUGGUGCUGACACUAAGUGCUGUAACUCUGAUGGAUGCAACAACUGGCUGGACGUGGCUGAUGAUGGUGCAAACCAUCGUACUACUGUCAGCACAGAAUGUGCCAAGACUCUCACAAAGUGCCUGGAUGCCAUCAAGACCAAGACUAUCAAGUGCUAUCAAUGUGAACUUGGAGCAGACUACUUCACCAGCUGGGACUGGACUACUAAAUGUUCCUCCACCCUCAACCCAUGUCCAGCAGGAGAUCAGUGCUCCGUCACUAAAGAGCAGAACAAGGUCUCCUAUAAGAUGGAAUGCAAGUCUCCUUGUACAGAUGGUGAUGACACUAAGUGCUGUGACUCUAAUGGAUGCAACAACUGGCUGGACGUGGCUGAUGCUGAUGCAUUAAAGAAGCUGGAGGCCAUCAAGGCAGCUUGCAGCCCCUCCAACAAGGACCUGAAAGGCUGCCUGAAAGCCAUCGACCCAACCAUCAGUGGUGGGGGGGGGCUGGCUGGUGGUUUGGGCCUGCCUUUGGUCUUGGCCAUCAGCGUGAUUGUGUUGGUGGUACUGGGCUAACCCCCCCAUGCAGCCCCCCCUUCCCCCCCAGCCAUCAGCGUGAUUGUGUUGGUGGUACUGGGCUAACCCCCCCCCCCCCCCCCCCCCUUUUCCUCGUUCACAUGAAAAGGCUAAAAAAAGAAAAGAAAUAAUCCAACAAAGCAACUUUCCAUCAACCUGACCUGAUGUGAUGUUUGCACCCCCCCACAUGACCAGCCCCUCCCUUGCUGUUACACUCGGGGGUGUCGCAUGUGCGGCCCCGGGGCCCAUGAAGGUCUUAAUAUGAGCAAAGUGUCAUUCAUUGUCAUCAAAUUGGGGGGGGCACAAGAAAUUGUUAGACGGGAAGAAAAUGUCAGAAGAAAGUUGAAGUGGUUGGAAAAUAAAAAUAAAACCAAUAAAAAGCUGUGAUGUGCAAAUGAACGAGUUGUUAAACGUCAUGAAUGCAUGAUUGUACAAUGAAUGCAUGGUUGUACAAUGAAUGCAUGGUUGUACAAUGAAUGCAUGAUUGUACAAUGAAUGCAUGGUUGUACAAUGAAUGCAUGGUUGUACAAUGAAUGCAUGGUUGUACAAUGAAUGCAUGGUUGUACAAUGAAUGCAUGGUUGUACAAUGAAUGCAUGGUUGUACAAUGAAUGCAUGAUUGUACAAUGAAUGCAUGAUUGUACAAUGAAUGCAUGGUUGUACAAUGAAUGCAUGGUUGUACAAUGAAUGCAUGAUUGUACAAUGAAUGCAUGGUUGUACAAUGAAUGCAUGGUUGUACAAUGAAUGCAUGGUUGUACAAUGAAUGCAUGGUUGUACAAUGAAUGCAUGAUUGUACAAUGAAUGCAUGGUUGUACAAUGAAUGCAUGAUUGUACAAUGAAUGCAUGAUUGUACAAUGAAUGAAACCACAAGUAUCAUUCUUGUCCAAAAGGAUGGAAAAGGCAACAUGAGAAGGAAAUGAACAAGAUGACUUUAAUGACUGGAAAACAUCAUUUUCAUCAAUAAACUCA